AGAUAGGAAGGACAACAUGAUUCACUUUCAACUCCACCAACAUUUCCUUCUCCUCAUGUCUCUCUUUUCCCUAGGACAUGCUGAUAUCCUGAAUGAUGGAAUCAUAGGAGGUCAUGAAGCCAAACCUCAUUCGAAGCCUUACAUGGCGUAUCUGACUAUGAAACAUAAUGGAAAAACUUAUAUAUGCAGUGGAUUCUUAGUGAGUGCUCAGUUUGUGAUGACUGCAGCACAUUGUGAUGGAACUGAUAUUAAUGUUCUUUUGGGAAGUCAUAACGUACAUACGCAUGAGAAAUCUCAACAGAAGUUUGAAGUAAAACAAAAGUUCCUCCACCCAAAUUACACAGAAGCUUUAAAAGGUUUUGAUAUCAUGUUAUUAAAGUUGAAUCGUAUUGUAAAUCUGAAUUCACGUGUGCACAUUAUUCUACUUCCAAAGGAAAAUAGUGAUGUCCCUGUAGGCACAGUGUGUAAUGUUGCUGGGUGGGGGUUAGUAAACUCUUCAAGCGUUUCUAAUGUUCUUAUGGAAGUGAAUGUACCUGUCAUCAGUAAUGAUGAGUGCAGAAAGGAAAUACAUGUGCUGACAGACAACAUGAUGUGUGCUGGUGAACCUGGAACAAACAAGGAUUCCGCACAGGGAGAUUCUGGUGGUCCAUUAGUCUGUAAUGGUGAGGCACAGGGCAUUGUUUCCUUUGGAGAAGAAAAACCACCUGGAGUGUACACUCGUAUCUCAAAAUUCAUACCUUGGAUCAAGAAAACCUUACAAAGCUUUGAGUAAUUGUACUGCUGAGCAUUUUCAUUUAAAUCAUCCUUUCUUUGCAAUGUGAUAUUCUAUGUAGUUAAUUGAGUCAAUAUAAUUAAUACAAAGCUAAUGCACACCGAUAUAAGUAAUACAAAGCUGUUAGAUCGAAUCUGUAUGUGGUUCAUAUGCAAUCAUAUAUCUUGCUUAAGACUUUACAAUAUCACUACAUGCAACCUUUAACAUAUUCUGUAGUACUACACAUGCUUUUAUUUGAAUAUAUUUUUCACCCAUAUUUUGUUCAGAUUUAGACCAAGACAAGCUUAUAGUCUGCAUUAACGUAUGCCCAUGGUUACCAUAAGUCAGUGUCAAAUGGUUUCAUUAUUAAUGGAUAGAGACUGUAACACAGUUUGCAGUGAUGAGUUGAAUUUCUUAACUGUCUCUGUUGCUUGCUUUAAUUAGACUGUUAACUACGUAAAGCUCAUAAAAUAAAAAGAAAAGAUGCUCAUGAGAA
Protopterus annectens (West African lungfish) is the source of this 1247-nucleotide messenger RNA. Its product is annotated as mast cell protease 1A-like. Gene Ontology annotation, molecular function: serine-type endopeptidase activity. Lineage: Eukaryota; Metazoa; Chordata; Ceratodontiformes; Protopteridae. The coding region runs from base 17 to 772 and encodes 251 amino acids. Gene Ontology annotation, biological process: proteolysis. The record is from RefSeq and is a predicted model, not a curated record. The transcript is spliced from 5 exons.